Trichophyton rubrum CBS 118892 is the source of this 744-nucleotide messenger RNA. RefSeq lists its product as uncharacterized. Gene Ontology annotation, molecular function: ribonuclease P RNA binding. NCBI's taxonomy places the organism in Eukaryota, Fungi, Ascomycota, Eurotiomycetes, Onygenales, Arthrodermataceae. Gene Ontology annotation, cellular component: ribonuclease MRP complex; ribonuclease P complex. The coding region runs from base 1 to 744 and encodes 247 amino acids. Gene Ontology annotation, biological process: tRNA 5'-leader removal; rRNA processing. The record is from RefSeq and is a predicted model, not a curated record. The transcript is spliced from 2 exons.
AUGGCUCAAGUACAUAUGGCACACCGGCUCCUGGAACGAGCACAUCCACCAGAAACUGCAGAGCAGCUUUUCGCGGACAAGGUCAAACAUCGGCCUCUCUUCUUGCGCCCAACGUCUCCCACUCCAUCUGACAAUCGAUCACGGCGCCGGAUGCAGCGUAUACGAAAGAAGGAAUAUUAUCUACGCAAGCAAAAGCCAAAACCUCUUUCCGCACGUGAGAAGAGAGACCUGGGAGUCCACAAAUUACCCAAGGAAGAAAUGAAAUAUGAAAUAUUCAGGGGCUUGAAUCGGCUGUGGACCGAGUAUAUGUGGCAAGUCCUAGACCUGGUUCCGCGAUCAGCUUCAGAUUCAACAGGAAAAACGCCAACUCCGGCCAUGGAGAAAAGCAAUCGAAUAACCGCCGCGAGCCACGGAAGCAAACUGGCAAGUGCUGAUUUCCAUGGCGCAGACAUCCAAGUUGUGCGUAGCCGGUGCGUGAGCCGCGUUGGCCUGAGGGGGAUUGUUGUCAGAGACACGAAGUUUGCAUUUGUACUGAUUACGGAGAAAAGUGAAGUGAAGACUAUUCCAAAGGAACAUACAAUAUUCAGAUUUGAGAUACCUCACCCCUCUGAUCCUAAUACAGAGGCUCGGACGGGCUUUGAGGCGAAAAAUUUUGUUUUCGAGAUACAUGGGAACCAAUUUGAAAACCGUGCUCCGGAACGAGCCAACAAGAAGUUUAAAUGGAAGAACCUGGACUAUCUGUGA